UUGACUUUAUUUAAACUUGAACCUUGUAGUCUUUUAAUACUCUUUUUUAUUUGCUUUUUUUUUUCUUGCACAAAGUCAAUGCUAUUCUACACUCCUUAUCACUAAAUACUUUCAUUAUACUUCUUGAAUACCCCUCUCGAUAUUCUUCUAUUUAAACCCAUACCAGUCCUUUAAUUUCACUGAUCAUUACUCAAGCAUACAUCACAUACACACACAUAAAUAUAUAUACAUAGAAUGAGUCAACAACAACAACAACAACAACAACAGCAAUCUUUAACCAAUACUAAUACUAUCAAUAGCACUAAUACAACAACUAAUAAUACUGAUUAUCAGACCAACUUCAACAUGUCUUGCCCUGUUACCAAGCUUGAUCUUCCUGAUCAAUCUGUAGCUUAUACAGGUGCUACCUUUUACGUCUCGCCACUAGCGACUACAACAACAGCAGCUCAGACGACACCAUCUUAUUUUUACGACUCUGCUUCUGUUCAGCAACCAUUUACACCUGCAAAUAACAGGGUAACCAUUUCUCCUUCUUCUAUCAUGAUCCAAGAGCCUCCUAUGUUGGUUGCCUCUUCUUCAUCUACUACCACAGCCUCUACCAUGUCAUCUUCCUCGGUUGAAUUCUUAAACGAGGCAUUUGCGAAGGCAACUUCUUUGCCAGAGUCAUUCUACCCUGAAUUCUUACAAUACUCCAAGGAGACCUAUGAGCAAUCUACUGGAGGCGGCCCCCACCGUAAGAAGCAAAAGAGUCAUCACUCUACAAAGGGUAAAAAGGAAGAUGAUCACUCUGAUGAGGAUGUGAACCCGAAUGGUUUAUCAUCUUCCGAACUUCGAAGGCAAAUCCAUAUUCAAUCUGAGCAAAAAAGAAGAGCUCAGAUUAAGGAUGGGUUCGAAGAAUUAAGAAAUGAGUUGCCUGCCUGUUUGAACAAAAAGAUGAGCAAAGUUGCUUUAUUACAUCGCACUGUUCAACAUAUUCAGCAUCUUAAAGACACACAAAUGUCUAUCUUGUCAGAAUUAGAACGACUCGUUCAUGAAAACGAGCAACUUCGAAAGUUUCAAGAAAAUGUACUUCAAAAGCAAGCAUUGGAAAACAUGUAUAGCAUGACCAACAUGUAAAAGAGCAACUCAAACAAACAGCAAUUAUAUAUACAGCAAGUGAUCUCUUUCUCUUUCUCUUAUUUUCUCUUUCAAUUAUAUAUACACAUUGACAACCCACCUCACACAUAAUUGAUGAAUCCUCCCCCCUUUUUUUUUCUUCUUCUCCUCCCUUUGUUUAAUUUUGCAUUGACUUCUUUUUUUUGUUUUGCAUC
Rhizopus microsporus ATCC 52813 is the source of this 1310-nucleotide messenger RNA. RefSeq names its product HLH-domain-containing protein. Gene Ontology annotation, biological process: regulation of transcription by RNA polymerase II. The record is from RefSeq and is a predicted model, not a curated record. Bases 235 to 1116 code for a protein of 293 amino acids. NCBI's taxonomy places the organism in Eukaryota, Fungi, Mucoromycota, Mucoromycetes, Mucorales, Rhizopodaceae. The transcript is spliced from 5 exons. Gene Ontology annotation, molecular function: RNA polymerase II cis-regulatory region sequence-specific DNA binding; protein dimerization activity; DNA-binding transcription factor activity, RNA polymerase II-specific.